GAUGUGAGCGCAGCCAUCACCGUUUCACCCAAUUCAUGUUCGGGCACAUUUGCUAAAAAAAGGUGAGACUACAAACGAAAAGGAGGGGUAACAUGAAGUAGAUGAAGACUCCGAAGCCUCACCAGGUCUCCUUGCCUUUCAUUUUGUGUCGCCUCACAGCUGAACAAGGUAGGCUUCAGAGUUCAUUUUUCUUACUAGUGGCCUGUGUGGACUACAAAAUUGCAUCUUGGGCUGCAGGAACACAGUGGAGAAGAGGGUCCAAGGCUGAUAACUCCCCCCAUUAGUCUUAGAGGAGGGGGGGAGGUGGAGCUGCUAUAACUAUCUAGAGCAUGGGGCAGAAAGUCCCUGGUGGUAUUAAAACCAUUGACAUGCGGGAUCCGGCGUUCAGCCCCCUGAAGUUGGAGCUACAGGCCCUGAGUCAAACCAAGCCGUCUCGACUGGAUCUGCUGCUGGACAUGCCACCUGCAAACCUGGACGUGCAGGUCCAACACUCUUGGAACAAUGAUGACCGCUCCCUCAACGUCUUCGUUAAAGAUGACAACAAGCUGGUGUUUCACAGGCACCCUGUGGCGCAGAGCACGGACGCCAUUCGUGGACGUGUUGGCUACACGAGGGGACUGCACGUGUGGGAAAUCAGCUGGGCCAUGCGUCAGAGGGGCACGCAUGCAGUGGUUGGAGUGGCUACGAGUGAUGCCCCGCUGCACUCGGUGGGCUACACGGCUUUGGUGGGAAGCAACGCCGAAUCCUGGGGCUGGGACCUGUGCAGGAGUAAACUUUACCACGAUGGCAAGAAUCUCCCAGGAAAAACGUAUCCAGGCUUUCUCGAGCCAGGGGACACCUUCAUAAUACCAGACUCUCUCUUAGUGGUCUUGGACAUGGAUGAGGGCACUCUGGGUUACAUAGUAGAUGGACAUUAUCUCGGAGUGGCAUUCAGAGGACUUAAAGGCAGGAAGCUGUACCCAGUGGUGAGCGCUGUGUGGGGACACUGUGAAAUACGAAUCCGGUACAUAAAUGGACUUGAUCCUGAACCCCUCUCACUGAUGGACCUGUGUAGACGUUCAGUGAGGGUGGCUUUAGGAAGAGACCGCCUGAGUGAAAUCCAUAGACUGCCUCUGCCUGCGUCUCUCAAGAACUACCUGCUCUACCAAUGACGAUGCCGACAGUCACAAUACGUUCACUACGCCCUCCUUUCUUUCUCUGGGAUCAUUGUUGGGUUUAACCUGUUUGACAGCAUUACUCAAGCCUCCAGGACUGACUCAGCCUCAUGGGUGAUUAUAGAAAUUACACAGCUGUCAGUGGCUCAACUCUUUAAGUUUAUUAUCCUGUUUUUAUGACAGUUUGUAAUUGUAUUCUCUUAACUUUACAAAUCAGGAAUCACUGACCACUAUGCACACGCUGAUCCAGUCGCCAUGUUGGUGCACCAACUAUAGUUUGUAGGUUGAUCUUGCAGUGGUCAGUGCCUCUGCUUUAACCUCCAGACUUCUUCAUUUAUGCAUUCCUGUCUUGUAGCCUUUAAAAUUUUAAAUGAAUUUGUGCUAAGACACCGCUAUGGUGGCAAUGACAUUUUUGCACAAUACUGCACUGCUAUUAUCUGACCGCAAGGUGGCAGCACACUCCUGUUGACAGUCACGGUUUCAAAUUGUGCAUUAUAUCAAGUCUUUUUUUUUUUUUUUAUUAUUAUUAAAUGAUGGUUUAAAAAAGAAAUAGUUGCUGUUCACAAAUUCUGGCUUCUGUAUUAUGGAAGUGUCAUCAUCACCCAGCCAACGGGACUAUCAAGUUUUUUUUGUUUUUUUUUAACUGAACGAUAAUGUCACUGUGAUUAUUUGUAGCAUGCAACUUCAGGAAGCUUUUCUCAACAUAUCUUUUUAUCAUUUCUCCCCUCCUGCUGUUUGUAGUACAGUAGUUUUCAGCCACAUGCUGUUGAGACCCAAGAGUGUUUUUAAGCGCUGUUAUGCAUACAUAACACACACCAUCAACUGUGUGAACAAUUGUGUGAACACAUAAAUUGUAUCCGUUGACUGACUCUUGGGUCCUACUGGCACAUUGCUGAGAACCAUUGAUGUUUUGUUUAUAAAAUGUAUACGGGUGGACGAGGGCAUUUGUGGAACCAGGCUGUGUAGUUGCCUGAAUUUACAAAUUUCGGUUUUAAAGCACCAUACUGACAGAAAAUGACAAUCUACAAAGUGCUGUAACAAAAGGUAAAAUUGCCACCACAAUAUCAAAUGCCAUAUCUGAUAUUUACUUAGUAUUUUUAAAUGUGCAGAAAUUGAACAUAUUCAAUACUGGGUUGAAUGUGGACACUGUGCUACAUCUUAAUUUACCUUGCUUGCAGCUUCCACUCCAUUUGUAUUCCUUGAUGUAGAACUGUUUGUAUCUAUUAAAGAUUGUUUCAAAUUAUA
Messenger RNA from Cololabis saira (Pacific saury), 2399 nucleotides. It is a transcript of the gene spsb1, whose product is annotated as splA/ryanodine receptor domain and SOCS box containing 1. Lineage: Eukaryota; Metazoa; Chordata; Actinopteri; Beloniformes; Belonidae. The record is from RefSeq and is a predicted model, not a curated record. Gene Ontology annotation, cellular component: SCF ubiquitin ligase complex. The transcript has 3 exons. Gene Ontology annotation, molecular function: protein binding. Gene Ontology annotation, biological process: intracellular signal transduction; proteasome-mediated ubiquitin-dependent protein catabolic process. The coding region runs from base 330 to 1151 and encodes 273 amino acids.